GCAUUUCGUGUCGGCCCGUCGCGCCGCGUCGACGUUGUGCUGGCUGCAUCAACACGAGCGACCCAAGAGGCUUUUCGUCGCUCUGUCUUGCCACAGACCCGCUGCCCAGUUCAUCAAGUCAGCGCCUCCGUCAUGCCCGGCCGCACUCCAGACAUCAUCGUGCUGCCCAGCGGCGAGUGCGGGCCGCGAGGCGGGGCGCCACAGGACGGGCGGCGCCAGGAGGCCAUCCAGCCGAGCAUCCAGCCCGCCCAGGAGGCGGUCCGGGAGGCGCAGCGACCGCGGAAGUCCCCGCCCGUCCUCAUGGCCACCAUCCCCACAGCCACCAUCCCCAGGGACACCGCCACCGCCAAGCGGCUCCCGGACGCGCCGCAGCGGCGUCUGCAGACGCCGAGGAGGACUGGCGGCAGGCCUCCUUGUUCCUGCACGAGGACUUCGAGGAGGAGUGUGCCUGGCUGGCAUAUGGAGUUUAAGCUCAUCGUCACCCUUCCGCUGGAGAGCGUUGGCAGUGCCCUGUCGCGGCCCCGCGGCGGGGCCUGGAUAUAACGACCCGUGGGUGCCUCUUCAACGACCCGUGGGUGCCUCUUCAACGACCCGUGGGUGCCUCUCCAACGACCCGUGGGUGCCUCUCCAACGACCCGUGGGUGCCUCUCCAACGACCCGUGGGUGCCUCUCCAACGACCCGUGGGUGCCUCUCCAACGACCCGUGGGUGCCUCUCCAACGAUCCGUGGGUGCCUCCGGCCUCUCCAGCGAUCCGUGGGUGCCUCAACGAUCCGCGGGUGCCUCUCCAAGACGUCGUCCGCCAUCGACCCCCCCCCCCCUUUUCUUCUCUCUCAAAAUUCGAAUUAUAACAGUUUGCUUUUA
Thrips palmi is the source of this 862-nucleotide messenger RNA. RefSeq lists its product as uncharacterized. The record is from RefSeq and is a predicted model, not a curated record. The coding region runs from base 133 to 543 and encodes 136 amino acids. The transcript has 2 exons. NCBI's taxonomy places the organism in Eukaryota, Metazoa, Arthropoda, Insecta, Thysanoptera, Thripidae.